UCACGAAUAUUGUCAACAUUGAACUUGAAGCGACCCAUUACAUAAUGGUGUCAUAGGAAUACGUCUCCAACACAAGUCACCAGCGCUACAGUACGCCAGUGUUGUCUUUGACUCGGAUACAACACCAGCAAAUGAAUCUUGUCUGUCAACUCAAGUUCCUGUUGUUUUUCAGACAACUUCCGGCGCAAGUGAAAACGAACGUCUGCGCAGCGAAGAUGUCUUGCCAUUCGCCAUACGACCACCUCGAAGACCUCCUACCGUCUGACCGGGCGCACCAUCCGACUUCUUCGAAACGAGUCUCAAUCUACAAUCGAAGUCUCCCAGUACUUGAUUCUCAACUAUGGUCGAGUGUCUCCGCUGCAGGCAGCUGCCGAACCACGCCUAUAUCCGCUCGUUGAACGAGCGGUCUCCUGCGACUGGCGACAUCUAUGGUGUCAAGACCUCGCUUGUUGCUCCACUGGAGAAAUUGCUAGAACUCAAUACAAGUUCCUCAAACGUCUCCGUACAGCCCAGUACUCGGAUGAGUCGCAGCCGGUCCUCCUUUACUGGUCCGUACUCCUCGGCAGGCACGACCGGAAGCAAGAUGUACUCGAAAGGAAACCGCCCGUGCCUCAUAGUCACAUACAGUGGCAAGGGCCAGGACACCGUGGACACGUGUGUCAUGGGCAACUUGGAAGGUCGAAACAUCGACAGCAUGCCACUCGUCUUCCGGCAUUUCUGCAUUCCCGUGGCUCCCAACUUCGGACCCAAUCGUACACACAUGGAUGUGCACAUUCACACUGUGCCGGAUUGGGACGCUCGUCUUGGAAAAGCCCAAUGGUUGAUCACAUUACCUCAUGCCCUUCCGGCAUAUAUGUUCCGGAAGAAGUGGACAGGAGCGAAGCGUCGCUCUCACCAUUGCGUCGAUGCCGAUAUGAUAUCCACGCUCCAUCGCAUCAGGGACCAAAAGGACGAGGAGUGGUCCCGUUGGUCUAAGGACCCCAACUUCUUGUCCAAUGCGCGGAAGGAGUAUAAAGAACAUCAAGCCGCACACAGGAACGGCAGGGCGCAAGCUAGCUUGAGGACAAAUAGCGAAGUCAGUCUGCCUACUUCAUUCGGGCGAGACUCUCUAGACCCUGUCUCGGAAGAACUCCUCGAAGAGGGUGCCGUCGAAGCGAUCCUUGGCCUCGAAGGCAGCUGCGCCACAAUGGCCACGCAAGGCGCAGCACCGCUGGCAGAGACUCCGAUCGUGAUUUCCGCGUCUGCGUCUGUGACGACGGGUCGUGCGGAGGCAGUCUCGGUCGACACACCUGCAGUCCACAGUCAGAAUGCCGGAGGCGACUCAAACAAGGACGAGGCUAGAGGGAUAUCACCGACACCGUCACAACAGACAGUCGUCGAUGAGCUGUCCGCUGCUAGUGCUCCGGUGACCGAACCGCGGAAGUCCUGAUGAUCCCGCGGAAGGUCCUGGCGGCUAUGCAUCGUCGGGCUAGUCGCCCU
Rhodofomes roseus is the source of this 1479-nucleotide messenger RNA. RefSeq lists its product as uncharacterized. The transcript has 5 exons. The record is from RefSeq and is a predicted model, not a curated record. NCBI's taxonomy places the organism in Eukaryota, Fungi, Basidiomycota, Agaricomycetes, Polyporales, Fomitopsidaceae. Bases 341 to 1429 code for a protein of 362 amino acids.